UCUCUGAAAAUUUCAUUUUUCUCUCACUUUCUUGCUGUCAAAACGAGAAAAAGAAAAAAAUGGGAAGAGACGAUUUGUACAUUACCGUAACAAGUUUUUUUCGGUGUCCGAUAUCGUUGGAUGUGAUGAAAUCCCCAGUGAGCUUAUGCACGGGCGUAACGUACGACAGAACCAGCAUCCAACGGUGGCUAGACAGCGGCAACAACACUUGUCCGGUCACGAUGCAAGUUCUUCAAAGCAAAGAAUUCGUUCCCAACCGGAAUUUACAGCGACUCAUUCAGAUCUGGUCCGACUCAGUCGCUCGCCGUCAACUCGACUCCGAACCGGCGGCCAACGCAGUUGUUGUUCCUUCUCAAGAUCAGGUUAAAGUCUUGGUCAAACAGCUUGACAACAAUUGCUUUUCAUCGUUAACUAAGAUCGUUUGUUUCGCGAAAGAAUCGGAGGAUAACCGCGAAUUCCUUGCGAGAAUGGACGGGUUUUUGAACGUUGUGUUCGAUUUCAUGAGGAAUGCGGAAUCUGACAUCAAAUUAAUCGAACAAGUUAUUAAGAUUUUGGACUUGAUGCAAAGAAAAAUUUUGGACAAGAAGCCGCUGUUGGAAUCGAAUUGCUUGUCGACGAUUCUUCUCGUCCUACAACGAGGAAGCUCAGAUUCGGAAAUCCAAUCGGUUCGAUUACUGGAGUCCGUAGCGGUCGAUGGAGAAUCCAAGCUCAAAAUAGCCGAAAAAGAGGCAUUAUUACUCGAAUUGGUGAAAUCAUUAAGUAAAGAGAAGGAUCCAAGAUUGAUCGAAGCGAGCUUAUCUUGUUUGAUCGUAAUCACAGUGGCCAAAAGAGUAAAAACCAAACUAAUCCAAUCUCGAAUAAUCCCAGAAUUAAAGAACCUCUUAUCCGAACCAAACAUGACCGUUUCGAUAAUCGAGAAGUCAUUAAAACUGCUGGAAACGUUGUCUUCUUGCAAAGAAGGGAGGGUGGAGAUAUGGCGUGAUACGAUAUUGUUAAAAGCGAUUGUGCAGAAAGUGUUGAAAGUAUCGAGUAAAGCGACGGAGCAUGCGGUGACGAUACUUUGGAGCGUUUGUUAUUUGUUUAGAGACGAGAAAGCGCAAGAAGCGGUGGUUAGUAGCAAUGGGAUGACCAAGUUUUUGCUGCUCAUACAAAGCAAUUGUUCUCCUGCGGUUAGGCAAAUGUCGGCCGAUUUGCUCAAGAUUUUUCGUGUUAAUUCCAAGUCUUGUUUAUCAAGUUAUGAUACUAAGACUACCCAUAUUAUGCCCUUUUGAGGAACCUUGCUUUUUUUUUUUUUCUUUUAAUGAAGAAAAGAUGGUGGAAAGAAAGAAAA
This is a messenger RNA of Durio zibethinus, 1330 nucleotides long. NCBI's taxonomy places the organism in Eukaryota, Viridiplantae, Streptophyta, Magnoliopsida, Malvales, Malvaceae. The record is from RefSeq and is a predicted model, not a curated record.